AUGAUCACAUCAAGCAGAAGAGUGUCUCCCGAUGCACCCGAAGUCCAGAUCUCCUUCAGCCUUGACCACACAUCAGACACGCAAGAUGGUGACAACUUCCCUCAGAGUUUCCCAGAUCUUGAACAACGACUUCAGCCUGUGUUGCCACGCUUGUCUCUGAAGGAGAGCGUGCACGUGUACAAGGAACACUGCAGGAUGGCGGGAGAGUUCCGCCAAGUCAAACACGACAUCGCCGCCCUGGAAGAACGCAAGUGUCAGCUGCUUGCCGAGCUGGUGGAGGACCAGAAAGUGGCAGCGGAGAUCUCCCGCCUGGAGGACGAGUUCCGCCGUCUGUCGGAGGAAAACCGCACGCUGGUGACGAAGCACAGUGAGCGGUCGCGGCAACUGCAGCGGCUACGCCGCCCUGACUCGUCAUGA
This is a messenger RNA of Nerophis lumbriciformis (worm pipefish), 417 nucleotides long. Lineage: Eukaryota; Metazoa; Chordata; Actinopteri; Syngnathiformes; Syngnathidae. The record is from RefSeq and is a predicted model, not a curated record.